CUCAACCGAGGAACGCACCACCAUUUAUAUGGAGUUUUUUGUUUGCAUACAAUGCAUAUCGAACAACUAUAACUAUAUGCAUGCAGGCUGUACAUAGUUGCACAUCGGCUGACUGUACCUUUUGAACGCUCCUUAUGUUGCUGGUGUACGUGGAUGCAUAUUCAUGUUGAACGUGUAAAAUUAUACUCAGAUAUGUCGCGAAGGAAUCCUAUACUAAACCUUACAACUCGUGGAAAUUGCAGCUGGUAAAAAAAAAGAUUCCCACGCCGAUGUAGUGCAUGCCAAUCAACACCUAUUGAACCCUGGUAUAUACUUCCUACUGGAACCAAAUCAUGGAGCGAGUCACUUGGCAUGCUUGGAGUCACAUCGUAUUACGCUAUGUCAUACUCAUCACCAUGAGCACAUUUGUCACUAGCAGCUCCAUUCGCCUGUAUGGAGGAUCUUCCGAAAAAGAGGGCGUGGUCCAUGUCAAGGUGGCAGAUGUCAAGGUGGCAGAUAUGUGGAAAGGCAUUUGCAACGAUGAAUGGGAUGCUCUCGAUGCCCUGGUCACGUGUAGGCAGCUGGGAUUCACGGAAGGAUACGCCAUGCUAUUCAACGAUGAUUACGUUCAACCCCCUCCUAAAACUACAGAUGCCCCUUCGGUUGAUCAUACUAGGGACAAUAACUUGGAUGCUGUGGAUUUUAUUGAUGAUUAUGGAGGAAGGGGGUCUUCGAGGGCGUCAACCGAGUUUUUCAUGAUCAUGGGGAAUGAAUUUGCUUGCAACGGAAGUGAGGAAUCUCUCUUGUCCUGCCAAUACAAGCCAUACAACGGGUACUGUAGAAAACAGGCCGGAGUGGUUUGUGACAUCACUCCUCAACAAUUUUACCAACUCCUCGCGAACGUCCAGGGCGAUUACGAACCUCUUUCUUACACCAUCGUCCCGAAUGGCCAUUCGGAAGGCCGAGUGAUGGCCGUUCAGAAACGAGACUAUACACGUGUGAUUGUCACCGGCGGUGUUUGUGAUCUUGGUGAAAAGGUCGCUCCCAUAUUGUGCGACGCCUCACGGGGAUACACCAAUGGCGGAAGGGCAACACAGCCACCUAGCUUCGAAAACCUACCAAUGCUUGUCAAUAGGCUAUCGUGCAAUAGUGCUUACUGGAUAGGGGACUGUGACGCUGAGCUCUCCGUUGAUGGCGCGUGUCCUGCUGGGGUCCAUGGAAAGGGCGUCGAGUGCUACACAACACUGAGGCCGUCCGUCAUGGGAGCACUGGUCUUUGCUGGCGUCGCCACCAUAAUCAUCCUCAUCGUCGGUAUAUGUUCUAUUCAUUGGAUCAGGAAAGAUAGGAAGUCGGGUUUUAACCAUUCUAUUCUCAGAGUGAGAGAUGAUGGCGGACCUGUGUCGAGCUAACCAUGGCAUCACACGUGACCACCUUUACUUGUCUUGUCACGAAGUUCGUCUCAAAACUUAAGGCCUGAUUCCACUGGCCGACGGACACAAGACGUAUUCAUAACCAUGAUAACGGACAGUGGCGUAGCUACGAGGGGGCCUGGGGGGC
Messenger RNA from Lytechinus variegatus (green sea urchin), 1536 nucleotides. RefSeq lists its product as uncharacterized. The record is from RefSeq and is a predicted model, not a curated record. The transcript has 5 exons. Gene Ontology annotation, cellular component: membrane. NCBI's taxonomy places the organism in Eukaryota, Metazoa, Echinodermata, Echinoidea, Temnopleuroida, Toxopneustidae. The coding region runs from base 333 to 1388 and encodes 351 amino acids.